Molecule: messenger RNA, 1038 nt
Organism: Chenopodium quinoa (quinoa)
Lineage: Eukaryota; Viridiplantae; Streptophyta; Magnoliopsida; Caryophyllales; Amaranthaceae
Exons: 5
Coding region: 598-1023 (141 amino acids)
Cellular component (GO): endoplasmic reticulum; Golgi apparatus
Source: RefSeq, a predicted model, not a curated record
GAAAAAUUGAAAUAGGCACCCCCCCUUUAGCACCGGUUCGUGAAAACCGGUGCCAAAAGAAAUGGGCGGGAUUGAAAAAUUCAGUGUUAGCACCGGUUCCAAUCAAACCGGUGCCAAAUCAUAUGAUUAGCAUCGGUUCAAACCAGUGCCAAUUUAAAAAAAAAAAAAAAAAAAAAAAAAAAAAAAAGGUAUGGAAUAAAGUUGGCACUAGUUCGCCUUAUAUGGUAUUUAGCACCGGUUUAAACCGGUGCCAUUUUUGAAAAAAAAAACCCGGGCAAAAUAAAAAAAAAAUCAGGUAUUCAUUUCUCUGCUUCUUCUUCUUUCUUUCUUUCUUUCUUUCCCCCCUGCAUUUCAUUUCUGUUAACCCUAACUCUCGUUUAAUUUCGCCCUUCUCUUAGCUUCGACCACCUUUCUCCAUAUUUCUCCUCCAUUACGCGUGCUCGUAGUUCUCCAUUGAAGCGCAUUCUAAGCUUUGUCCAUAUCACUCCUCCACUACGCGUACUGUUAAUUCUCCAUUGAAGCGGAUUCGAGCUUUCUCACCUUCAUUGAAGCAGCUUUGAGGAGGAUCAUGUGGCCCUUUUGUCUGCAUUUUCAGAAAUGGGACUCAAGUUGUGCAUGGACUUACCUGAGCAGGCAAUGGAAGUGACAACAGUAUUCUUUCGUAACUCAACUCCCGCAAGUAAAGCUGCUGAAACAUUGAAGAAUUUCUCAGAAGAAAGAGCAAAAAAAAUGAAAGCCUUACAAGAAAAAAUGAAGCUUGAUGACAAAGAAGCUAAACGAUUUAGUCCUGUUGAUGCCUUUCCUGGGGAUAUAGUGAUUUUUGCACGGGUGCUAAAUCUUUUGAGAGGUCUUUCUGCUACAAUGGAAGUCCGCAUAGUCUACUUUGAUAUCAUAAGACCAGCAGUAGCAGUGCAGAACCAGGACAACAGUACCAGUGCAGGCAGAAGACACACAGCAGCCAGAAACCUUGGACACUUCAAAUUUUUUUGUGGACUAAAAUUGUAUUAUUUUAGCCUUUUUUAAUGAAAUAAUGUAACU